Molecule: messenger RNA, 1754 nt
Organism: Hevea brasiliensis (rubber tree)
Lineage: Eukaryota; Viridiplantae; Streptophyta; Magnoliopsida; Malpighiales; Euphorbiaceae
Product: dehydration-responsive element-binding protein 3
Exons: 1
Coding region: 599-1429 (276 amino acids)
Biological process (GO): regulation of DNA-templated transcription
Molecular function (GO): DNA-binding transcription factor activity; DNA binding
Source: RefSeq, a predicted model, not a curated record
GUAAUGGCAGAGAGCUGGAUGAUACAAAGCCUAGAAGGAGAGGAGAGGAAAAGAGAAGAGAAGAGGAGAUAAGGGAGAAAUGAACAGUGGAACAUAGGUGAAACUGGUAAAGAUAAAAUAAUUUGUGAGGGGGUGCCUGGAAGGAGAGAAGGGGGACACCGUUGUACCGUAGGGUCUAGCAGGGCACCCAUUUCUCUAAUGGGUCCACGCUCUCUCUCCCCUCUCUCCAUGUUUUAUUAUAAGUGUUGUAUGACUCAUUACGAAACGAUGGGUACAAAGCCCUUCUUUCUUGAUCAAAGCCUAACUCUUCCGAGCUUCAUGUCACUACCUGCCUUUUCCCUUCCUUUCCUUCCUUCGCCUGCUGCCCAACUGCUUGUGCUCAUCCUAACUCUCUCUACUUGCCAUUGCUUUUCCUUCUUUUCAUUUUCUGUUCCUGAAAAUAAUCUCCAUCCAUCAUUUUAACUGCUUAAGCAGGGCCUUUCAAUUUCUUUACGAAGUGGAUACUUUCUGCUUAAGCUCUAGCUGGCUAACAGCUUCAAUAAUCAUUAUUGAUUCGUUUAAUUGGCCUUAAAAACUAAGUGUUCACUAAAGGAAGAAGAUGACUGAUCAAACUCAAAAUUCAGAGUCGGAAAGCAGCUCGAACUCAUCGUCAUCGUCCUCGUCGUUACCUUCCUCACCGGGGUCAACCCACUCACCCUCUAACCCAAACUCUAACAUUGUCCCAUCAAAACCCCAACAACAACAACAACAACUAGACCUGCAAGACCCUCAGUCCCCCACCAAAAAUAUCAAACGCUUACGAGACUCCAACAAACACCCAGUCUACCGUGGAGUCCGCAUGCGAAACUGGGGCAAAUGGGUCUCUGAAAUCCGCGAGCCCCGCAAGAAAUCCCGCAUUUGGCUCGGUACUUUCCCUACCCCUGAAAUGGCUGCUCGAGCCCAUGACGUCGCUGCCUUAAGCAUCAAGGGCAACUCCGCCAUUCUGAACUUCCCCGAGCUCGUCAACUCCCUACCUCGCCCCGCUUCACUCGCCCCUCGCGACGUCCAAGCCGCCGCAGCCAAGGCAGCCCAAAUGGACAAGUUUGACCAGAAGUUCGACUCAAAAGCAUCUUCCUCAAUGUCCUCAGCAUCUGCCACCUCUUUAUCCUCGCUGGUAUCGGCGAUGGAUUUAUCGACUGGGUCGGAGGACGAGUUGAGUGAGAUCGUGCAGUUGCCGAGUCUGGGAACGAGUUACGACUCGUCCGAGUUGAGGAGCGAUUUUCUGUUCGAUGACUCGGUGGAGGGGUGGGUAUAUCCUUCACCAUGGCUGCAAAGCGCGGAGGAUAGUUACGGUGGUGGGUGUCUUUUUGAUGAGUUAACAGCGGCAGCUGGUGAGUGGUUGAUGCCUAAUAAUAGUAGCUUUGGGCAAGGAUUGUUAUGGAAUUAUUAGAAUAUUUUUGUUCUACUUGUGAAUAAUGUAAUUUUGUGUACGUGCGUGUGCAUGUGUUGUUUCUUCUUUUUAUUUUUCCUGUAAUCUAAAAAAGAUUUUAGCCCUUUCUGUUUUUCUUCAAAGGGCAAAACCUUUCUUUUCUUUUUUGGGUUUUUGUCUGGCUCAGCUGUGUUUAUGUGACAUUGUGACCUCUUCGAUCCAUCUAACUAAGUGUUGGGAAAGAGGCAAAAUGCCAUAAAAUUUUCUUUUCUUUGGUUGGUGGAAGCUUAUUGUAUCUCUUUCUGUCUCUUUCUCACUGUGAAAUCAAGAAACAGCUUCAAGGCUA